CCGAAAAUGGAAGGAUAAUGUACGGUCCUUUUCACCCCUCACGGCAGAGAUGCAUCCGCCCACAAACACCUCCGACACCACCGAAGUCCGGCGAGCUCUCGCCCGCUGCCACGCCCUCCGCGACCGCCUCCUCCACUCCCUUCCUCCCUCGAAGCUCUCCCCUCCCGCCCGCCUCACCCUCCUCCGCCUCGUCGACGCCGAGCUCCGCUUCCUCUCCCGCCUCUCCUCCUCUGCCUCCUCCCACCCAAUCCCCAGUCCCCUCCCCACCAACCUCGGCUACCUCGAAUCCAUCGCCCGCGUCCUCCUCCACCCCUCCGUACUCGCCGUCUCCCGCGUCUGCAAGCCCCUCCGCCCCUCCUCGGCCCACGUCGACGUCGCGGCCAUCCUCGGCCGCGCCCCCGCUUGGUUCCUCGUCUCCGAUCGAAACCCCCACCACCUCCCCUGGUUCGGCCCCAAGGGCCUCCACGCCCGCGUCGAGCGCGUCCUCUGUGCCGCCCGCUCCGCCGGCGCCCUCGCCCCCGCCUCCGUCCUCUUCGUCUUCUCCAGAGGCCUCGCCGAUGAAGCCGCCUCGAGAAUGGCGGGCGACUUCGGCGCCGUCGAGAUCGACUUUUUCGGUGGUUCGGACUUGUUCGAGGAGUUGGAGGAGGAGUGGGUGGGUGUGAGAGCCAAGGAGAGCAAGGUGUUUGAGAUAAAGAUUGAUUCGGGCUGUGGGGAUGAUGGAGUUGUGCCGUUGGGAGUUGUCAAGGAUGGAGGGGAAUUGGGUUCGGGGGAUGGCGUUUUUGGUUCUUUGAUUUCGAAGAUGAGUCCUCCGAGCCGAGGGGAGCCCGUGGAGGUGAUAAACUUCGAUACGACGGCUUUGGUUGCGAUGGUUUCGGGGAUCAGCAAUGGCGGUUGCGAGCGGUUGCUGAAGGCACCGGAGGAUGAGAUGAGAGCGAGAUUUAAGAGCAACUACGAGUUCGUGAUAGCACAGGUGAUGUCUGAACUUCAGAAUCAAAUUCUAGCAGAACUAGAAAUUGCAGUAGCUGGAAAGAAAGGUAUUAUCUGUGAAAGUGUUCAUUCAGAGUUUAAGGAACUUGUUUCAAUGUGUGGAGGAGCCAAUGAAAAGUUGAGAGCUGCUCAAUUAAUAAAGUGUCUCCUGGUCGUGCCAGACAAUCCUUCAGCUCGUGUGAUGGGUCUUCCCACAACAAGAAAGAUAGCCUUGAAGAACAAGAUUGUUUUUGGGACAGGGGAUCAUUGGCAUUCUCCGACUUUGACUGCCAAUAUGGGUUUUGUACGAGCAAUUUCACAAACUGGUUUGUCUUUGUCGACCAUCGAACAUAGACCGCGUGCGCUAACGGGGGAUUAGUGUCUUUAGAAUGACAGCUUUAUGAGGUCCAGAGGUGCGGAGGUAGUGGCAUUGUCGUGAACCAUGGCAAUAUGAAAAGAAGGACAACAAACAUGAGAUAUUAGAUACCUAAAAUCCAGUAACUUGCGUAGCUGUCUAGAGGUUUGAAUUUUCCGAGCAACCUGCUCAAAUUGUUUUCUGGAUUUCAACUUUAACGACUUUAAUACAUAAUCAGUCUUGUGCUUCAAAACUUAUAUAAGUUCGUCUUAUAAUCGAAAACGCUAACAGUUAUUAAAGCUCCAAGUAAGGGUGAAGUGUGGCUCUGCUGUUGCUAAAAAUAAAGCCAAGUCACUUCCUUAUAUUGAUAAAAUUUAGACAAACAGUAAUUUUUAACAGACCUUUUCUGGUUUCAAGAUGUAUGACAAUGUCUGUGUUUUUCAUCUUAUUCUCAUUUCCAUCUUGCACUUUGGUAAUCUUAAAAGAUGACAGAGAGAUACUGCUUGUUAUUUAUAUCAAAUAAAAAAAGGCUCGGAAUGGAGAUACAUAUAAAACUAUGCAGGGCAUUAGAAACUCAAUUAUGGAAUAUGAGAUGGUCAUUAAUGUAAGUAUACACACUAGGACCGAGUAUAAAUUAAAUUUGAGGGAAGGAAUGAGUGAGGGAGAUGCUCCACAAACUGCAGGAGAAAUCCUCACUUUCAGAGUUCGUCAACUGCUUGGGUGCAUAUGGAUUCCCAGUUCUGUCGACUGAGAAGAAUUAAAUCCGCUAUGUUUCAGUGGUAACACCGAGAUGGAUAUCUUGUUUGUUGUGACCGAGGGGUCUCCGUUGUCUUGACCAACAGCUAGUGCAUCUUAAUGAUGGUUUACUUGUUCAUCAAUUUAGAUGCUCUGUUGUUCAUUACUGUACAUGAUCAGUAUUGCUGUAAAGGUGAAAAUGUCCCAUGCUUGAUUCAUUGAACCAAGAUUGUCAUUGGUGGUUCCAGUGGAGCCAGCAUGUUCAAUUGUGAUACGAUGCUAACCGAUGUAACUGUGAAAUGAUGAAAAGAGAAGCGAAGUUUUUGGGGCUUGUUCA
Molecule: messenger RNA, 2393 nt
Organism: Phoenix dactylifera (date palm)
Lineage: Eukaryota; Viridiplantae; Streptophyta; Magnoliopsida; Arecales; Arecaceae
Source: RefSeq, a predicted model, not a curated record